GCCUUUGGCUGCUACAACUGCUGCUUGUGGUGUUCUCAACGAGAAGGAAUCGAGGAUGUGCGGAGGAGCGAUCGUCUCCGACUUCAUUCCGACAGCCAGGUCGCGGCGGGUCACCGACGCCGACCUUCUGUGGGCGAAUCUGAAGAAGGGUGGAUCGAAGAAGAAGAGGGGCAGCCGUCGCUGCGCCGUGGAGGAGACGGAGGACGACUUCGAGGCCGACUUCCAGGAGUUCGACAACGAGUCAGGCAAGUCGGAGGAAAACGACGAGGCGGAGCUCGUCGACGUUCAGUUCUCUGCUUUCCCUCCCAAAGAUGGACAAAUGACUUUCAAACCUGUAGGAUUUGAUGGACCUGCAAUGAGGUGUGCUAAGAGGAAGAGAAAGAACCAGUAUAGAGGAAUCCGUCAGCGUCCUUGGGGGAAAUGGGCAGCUGAAAUUAGAGAUCCUCGCAAGGGUGUACGCGUCUGGCUCGGGACAUUCAACACUGCUGAAGAAGCUGCAAGAGCUUAUGAUGCAGAAGCCCGUAGGAUCCGUGGCAAGAAAGCCAAGGUGAACUUCCCUGAUGAGGCACCAAUUCCUCAAAAGUGCCUUGUGAGACUAACUGCAGCAGAAGCACCAAACUCAAACCCAAGAGAUACCUUCAACUCUAACCAUUCUUUCACUUACCUGAAUGACACCAAUCAAGAUUUCCACCCAGAUAUUGAUUUGUUCGACGAAAAGGUGGCCAUCAAGGAAUGUAUGAAUCCAAAUUCCUUCACCGAGAUAAAACCAGCUGUGCCUACUGAAGAACCUGGGAUCAAUAUGUUCUUUGAUCAGGGAAGUAACAUUUUAGGUUAUUCUGAACAUGGUUGGGAACAUGAGUUUAAAACUGCAGCCAUCACAACAAUUCUUGAGCCAACCAUAACUGAAUCUGAAAAUUUCGCAUGCCUAGAAGAUGGUGGUCCACCGAAGAAACUCAAGAACAAUGCAGGAGAGGCAGUACCUACCGAGGAGAACGAUGCUGUCGAACUAUCUGAAGAAUUUUCUACUUUCGAGUCAUUCAUGAAGUUUCUGCACAUACCUUCUCUUGAGGCCAGCACAGAUGAUUCGAUCGAUAGCUUCCUCAAUUAUGAUGUGAUUCAGGAGGAAAGUGGUGUGGACCUGUGGAGCUUCAAUGACCUGCCACUAAUUGCAGGCAGCAUAUACCGAGGGACCUUGAAUUAUGGCUAAUUGUCUUCUGUAAACAAGGUACGAGCAUCAUUUGGAAUUUCAACUAUUUAUCAUGCUGUCAUUCUUGUUUAUCUAUCGUUUGAACUACAUGUUACUUUUUUCCACGUUCGAGGAACUUGUGUCGACGAAGGAUAUGUUGAACCAGGGUUGUCCUCUAGGAUGAUCUAAUGAACCUUUGAUUUAUGCUACUAUCUAUCGCCACUAUUUAUGUCUAUUGUCUGCUCUGUUGCCAUGUAAAGUGUUUCCCUCUAGAAUUCAGGGUUCUAUGUUGGCAUGUUGUUACUAUAAAAGAUGCUCUGGAGAUGAUGGUUCUUGUGCUUAAGCUUAUUUGCUUCGAUA
Musa acuminata AAA Group (dessert banana) is the source of this 1546-nucleotide messenger RNA. RefSeq names its product ethylene-responsive transcription factor 1-like. Gene Ontology annotation, biological process: ethylene-activated signaling pathway; regulation of DNA-templated transcription. The record is from RefSeq and is a predicted model, not a curated record. NCBI's taxonomy places the organism in Eukaryota, Viridiplantae, Streptophyta, Magnoliopsida, Zingiberales, Musaceae. Gene Ontology annotation, molecular function: DNA-binding transcription factor activity; DNA binding. The transcript is spliced from 2 exons. The coding region runs from base 56 to 1207 and encodes 383 amino acids.